Molecule: messenger RNA, 2726 nt
Organism: Oncorhynchus tshawytscha (Chinook salmon)
Lineage: Eukaryota; Metazoa; Chordata; Actinopteri; Salmoniformes; Salmonidae
Product: guanine nucleotide-binding protein G(i) subunit alpha-2
Exons: 9
Coding region: 705-1772 (355 amino acids)
Biological process (GO): gamma-aminobutyric acid signaling pathway; adenylate cyclase-modulating G protein-coupled receptor signaling pathway
Cellular component (GO): heterotrimeric G-protein complex
Molecular function (GO): G-protein beta/gamma-subunit complex binding; G protein-coupled receptor binding; GTP binding
Source: RefSeq, a predicted model, not a curated record
CUUUGCUGACUUGGGAGGUGACUGAACUGUCUUCGGUUUGUUGGGCAGAGAGGAACUUCACAGCUGCUACGGGUGUGGUUUUUAACGUCAUAAAUCUUAACGAAGAGAAUAGUGCAUAACAUCACUCACACACUGAACGACUAAAUUAUAACUCAGAGGAAGAGGAGCAACAUAGCUCUGCGUCACAGUGGUUUAUUGAAUUUUGGUUCAUUGCAAAUUGGCAUCGGAAAUCGAUCUGCUCCGCGGUCUUCACAGCUGGAAUACUUUUGCUGAGGUUCCGUGACCCUUUUUCUUGGUCUAAAACGUGAACUUAACUGAUUUUAUUGACGCGCCCUCAAAAUAAAUUGUUGUUACUCAAAGUUUGUGUCCUCGUAAUGACAAACGACAUUUUUUCUGUCGGCUUGGAUAGAAUGUUCAAAAAUAGGCCUUAAACUUGGUUUACAAACGAGGAAACAUCUGGAAUAGAAAAGUGAAUUCGGAUUAAAUUUAAUAAAUCAUUUGGAUGCUGGUUUGUGGGUGAAUCAAACUUAUUUUCCAGUCGUAUUUCUCAAAGAGGAAGUUGCAUUUCUCAACCCCACAACACUGGACUGGGAACUAUUUAAAAAAAAAAAACCACUCACAGAAAUAGAGCCCUAAAUAGGCUACAUCAUUUUUGUGUGAUAUCGUUCCGAUAAACAGCAGUCCUGAAGCGUGCACUUGGAACCAUGGGGUGUACAGUGAGUCAGGAAGAUAAAGCCGCGGCCGAGAGGUCCAAAAUGAUUGACAAAAACCUUCGAGAAGAUGGAGAGAAGGCGGCGAGAGAAGUGAAACUGCUCCUUUUGGGUGCUGGAGAGUCAGGGAAGAGCACUAUUGUGAAACAGAUGAAGAUCAUCCAUGAGGAUGGCUACUCAGAAGAAGAGUGUAAACAGUACAGAGCUGUGGUCUACAGCAAUACCAUCCAGUCAAUCAUGGCCAUCAUCAAGGCAAUGGCUAACCUCAAGAUCGACUACGAAGAGGCCGCUCGAGCGGAUGAUGCCCGCCAGCUGUUUGCCCUCUCAGGGGCUGCUGAGGAGCAGGGCAUCCUGCCAGACGACCUGUCCAACGCCAUGCAGAGGCUGUGGGGCGACGGAGGGGUGCAGGGUUGCUUUACGCGCGCCCGCGAGUACCAGCUCAACGACUCGGCUGCCUACUACCUGAAUGAUCUAGAGAGGAUAGCCAAAGCAGACUACAUCCCCACACAGCAGGAUGUAUUGCGGACCAGAGUCAAGACCACCGGCAUCGUGGAGACACACUUCACCUUCAAAGACCUGCACUUUAAGAUGUUUGACGUGGGUGGCCAGCGUUCUGAGAGGAAGAAGUGGAUCCACUGCUUUGAGGGAGUGACAGCCAUCAUCUUCUGUGUGGCCAUGAGUGCCUAUGAUCUGGUGCUGGCUGAGGAUGAGGAGAUGAACCGGAUGCACGAGAGCAUGAAGUUAUUUGACUCUAUCUGCAACAACAAGUGGUUCACAGAGACCUCCAUCAUCCUGUUCCUCAACAAGAAGGACUUGUUUGAGAAGAAGAUCACCCACAGUCCCCUGACCAUCUGCUUCCCAGAGUACUCUGGUCCCAACAAAUUUGAAGAGGCACAGGCCUACAUCCAGACCAAGUUUGAGGACCUGAACAAGAAGAAGGACACCAAGGAGAUCUACAGCCACUUCACCCAAGCCACCGACACCAAGAACGUUCAGUUUGUCUUCGACGCCGUCACCGACGUCAUCAUCAAGAACAACCUGAAGGACUGUGGUCUCUUCUAGAGCGAAGCCUGAGGAAGAGUCAAGUCUUCCCUCAGAUUACUUGAACAGCUCUGAUGACCAGAAGGAAGGAUGGGGAAGACAGACUGCACUGGCCAACCACGAUUUCUGCUUUUAUCUGCUUUUUUUAAAGACACCUAAGAGACUGAGAACUCGGAGAGCCUUGCAGAAUUUCAACGAUUGCUGAUCCAGUUGCUCAUAAUUGUUAACUCUUUCAGCUAAGACCUUGAAUCAAACAUUUAUUGUCUUUUUUGUUUUGUUUUUCUUUGUUUAUUUUCAAUUAUUCGAGGAGAAAAUGGAAAAGUUUUUAUUAAAUGCUUUCAUGUUACUUUACAAAAUCUAAUGUGCAAAUUCCAUUAAACUUUUAAUCACAUAAGGCAUAUUUUUUUAAAGAAGCACAGGCAUGAAUAGAGAAUAUGAAUCGAAAAGGGAGUGCUUUUUAAAAUAAUGUUUACAUAUGUUCCUCAUUCAUAGCUGAACCGCAUAUUGUUCAUGCAUGACACAAGAUAUAUUAGCUCUGUAAUCUGCACAGAAUAUUUUAACAUUCCUUUUAGAAAAUCGAAAUAAAAAAAUAUAGAAAAGUAAAAACGAAAAAAAUCUUCACAACCAGGGGAAAGAAUAGCAAAAAUUCUAACUGAUAUUUAAAAUGUGUACUUAACAUUGUUGUUUUUUUUAAGUACCAUUUACAUAUCUUUUGCAGUAUGUUUGUGCCUACACUUCAGUUUACAACUGAUUCUUAGAUAUACUUUUUCAGUACUGUUUGACCGACUGUAUGCAUACAUUUUUCUUCCAUUUUCGUCAAACCAUCUUAAGGAUAAAUAGUUCAUAAGGAAAGACAAAAUCUAAUUGAGAGAGAGGUUAGGGUUUGUGGUCAAUUUUUAAAUGCUUUAAAAGUCCUUAUGAUUAUUUAAUUUAAAUAAAAAUAGCACCUGACACACUUGCUUGUGUUUUCCUACA